Molecule: messenger RNA, 1068 nt
Organism: Penicillium digitatum Pd1
Lineage: Eukaryota; Fungi; Ascomycota; Eurotiomycetes; Eurotiales; Aspergillaceae
Gene: aah1
Product: adenosine deaminase
Biological process (GO): adenine catabolic process; hypoxanthine salvage; purine ribonucleoside monophosphate biosynthetic process
Cellular component (GO): nucleus; cytosol
Molecular function (GO): adenine deaminase activity
Source: RefSeq, a predicted model, not a curated record
AUGUGUCAAUCUCUUAUACACGAGUUCCUCGAGGGCCUCCCUAAAUGUGAACACCACGUUCAUCUUGAGGGCACCCUCGAGCCAGAGCUCAUCUUUGAGCUCGCGGCGCGCAACGGUAUUACCUUGCCGACCGACCCAGCCUAUACUUCAGUCGAGACCCUCAAAACCCGUUAUGAGCAUUUCAGUAACCUAGACGACUUCUUGCAUUUCUACUUCGAAGGCAUGGCCGUUCUCCGCAAGGAAGAAGACUUUGCCGAUCUAGCCUGGGCAUACUUCCAAAAAGCGCAGGCAGACGGCGUGCACCACGCAGAGGUCUUCUUCGACCCGCAAGUUCACGAAAGCCGCGGUGUACCGUACGACACCAUCGUCACGGGCUUCUCAAAAGGGUGCAAGCGCGCCGAGACCGAGCUCGGCUUGAGCACACGACUAAUCCUGUGUUUCGUGCGGCAUCUCCCCGUCUCGUCGGCCAGGGAGGUUUACGAGGAGUUAGUGGCUCACAAACACUUUGAGUCUGGCGUUGUGCACGGACUGGGCUGGUCUUCUUCAGAGGUUGGCCCGCCGAAAGAUAUGUUCCGCGAGAUCUAUGCGUCAGCCGCGCAGAAGAACAUCCCGCUUACGGCGCAUGCCGGCGAGGAAGGUGAUCCGACUUAUAUCAGCACUGCGAUUGAGCUUGGUGCCCGACGUAUCGAUCAUGGUAUUCGGCUGGUUGAAGACGAGGAGUUGAUGCAACGUGUUGCGCGUGAGGGUAUCCUGCUUACCGUCUGUCCGUUAUCGAAUGUGCGGCUGCGUUGUGUCACCUCUAUCAAGGGAGUACCUAUUCGGCGGUUCUUGGAGGCUGGGGUCAAGUUCUCGAUCAACAGUGAUGAUCCUGCUUAUUUCGGUGGUUAUAUUCUUGAUAACUACUGCGCUGUGCAGGAGGCUUUCAAUCUCAAUGUGAUGGAGUGGAGGAUCAUUGCGGAAAAUAGUGUUCAGGCGAGCUGGAUUGAGGAUUCUCGUAAGGUGGAGAUUUUGGCAAGCAUUGAGGCGCAUGUCAACAAGUAUACGCGUUUGCACACCAUUUCAGCAUAA